Messenger RNA from Exophiala bonariae, 1047 nucleotides. RefSeq lists its product as uncharacterized. The coding region runs from base 1 to 1047 and encodes 348 amino acids. The transcript is spliced from 3 exons. The record is from RefSeq and is a predicted model, not a curated record. NCBI's taxonomy places the organism in Eukaryota, Fungi, Ascomycota, Eurotiomycetes, Chaetothyriales, Herpotrichiellaceae.
AUGGCCGCCCCAACCUUUGCAGAUGUCGUGCCCAUCAAGCGCAUCUCCUCUCACCAAUAUUCCAUCUCCCUCGAGGAUGAAUGGUGUAUCGGCUCAGUCCCCAACGGCGGAUAUGUCACCUCGUCCUUCCUCGUCGUCGCUCGAACACACAUGUCGCAAACCCACUCAACCCGCUCUGAACCACAUCCUGUAAACCUACAUCUUGAGUUCCUGCGCCGAACAUCUGUCGGCGAGGCCAUCUUCACCGUGCAAGAUGUCAAACUUGGCUCUCGUAUCUCCAACCUUCACAUCACCCUAUCUCAACCUAAACACCCAGGCGACACUGUACGAGAAGACAAAGCCCAAGGCUACAUCACCAUGAGCAACAUCGCGACUGAAGAAGGCCUCUCUCUCGACACAGAAUACACACUCUCUUCACCCCAAGCCCUACCCGUAAAUCUCCCCAUCCUAGGCGCGAACAAUCUCGACGAGAACUACACCAUCCGUCCUGCCGACCCAUUUCCACAGUUCAGAAGGGCGGCGCAAUGCAUCCAAAUAUUUCUCGUCAGGCCAGAUAAAAGGGGUCCAUCGCGCCCCAAAUCCAUCAUCGACCAAUGGGUGCGCUUCUCCCCCAAAGGCGUCCCAAACGGACGCUGGACCAACGAUGCCCUCGGCUUCCUAGUCGACAUGUUCCCCCAGAUCGUCGAGAGCUACAUAAAUCCCGAGAGUGAAGACGCCGCCCUGGGCGCGCAAUCGCAACAACAGCGCCGAGAUUCCACCAAGAAACCCAAGGUCAACGGCGGCCGGCCCUUCUGGUAUCCGACGCUGGUUCUGAACCUCGACGUCAAGAAACUCCUACCCGAGGAGGGCGUGGAAUGGCUGUUCGUUCGCGUCCGCGCGAAAGCCGUCAAGAACGGCCGCUUCGAUCUCGACAUUGAAGUCUGGGACGAAACCAACGAGUUGGUCGCGACCAGCACGCACGCCAGUUUGAUCGUCGAUGCCUCGCGGAACAUCGCCGGGAGGUCGAGGUCUAAAACGAGCAAGAAGAACAAUGACUCGAAGCUAUGA